ACACACAAUUCUAAUUAUGUUUGUUAAACUCAACAAAUUUUAACUUCCCUUUGUUGUCAUCAUAGUUUCAACUCAUGGAGUGUGUCUCUAACAAACAUGUUUUUGUUUUCAUGUUUUGUCUUGUGUUUCUUACUCCAAAUGUGUGCUCUCAACUCUAUUACAACUUCUACAUUAGAACUUGUCCAAACCUGAACAGAAUUGUUAAAAAUAAUAUCUUGUCAGCUAUAGCUAAUGACUCAAGGAUUGCUGCUUCUCUCUUGCGCCUUCAUUUCCAUGAUUGUUUUGUCAAUGGAUGUGAAGGAUCUGUGCUACUGGAUGAUACAGACACACUAAAAGGGGAGAAAAAUGCACUUCCUAAUAAAAAUUCAUUAAGAGGAUUUGAUAUAAUUGACAAAAUAAAGUCUGAUUUAGAGUAUGCUUGUCCCAACACAGUGUCAUGUGCUGAUAUACUUACUCUAGCAGCCAGAGAUGCUGUAUAUCAAAGUAGAGGUCCAUUUUGGGCUGUGCCUCUUGGUCGUAGAGAUGGCACAACCGCGAGUGAGAGUGAGGCAAAUAACUUGCCAUCACCCUUUGAACCUCUUGAAAAUAUUACUGCUAAGUUCAUUUCCAAAGGUCUUGAAAAGAAGGAUGUAGCAGUGCUCUCAGGUGCACACACCUUCGGGUUUGCUCAAUGCUUUACAUUCAAGCCAAGACUAUUCGACUUUGGUGGCUCGGGUAAAUCUGAUCCAUCACUUGAUUCAUCACUUCUACAAAACUUACAAAGAGUAUGUCCAAAUCAAGCUGAUUCCGACACCAAUUUAGCUCCAUUGGAUCCUGUCACAAGCAACACAUUUGACAACACAUAUUACAGGAAUGUUUUGAGCAAUUCUGGACUACUUCAAUCAGACCAAGCUCUUUUGGGUGACAGCACAACUGCUUCAUUGGUUAACUAUUAUAGCAAGUGGCCUAUUCUGUUUUUCAGAGAUUUUGCGGUUUCUGUUGAGAAAAUGGGCCGCAUUGGUGUUUUGACGGGACAACAGGGUCAAAUAAGGAAAAAUUGUAGGGUUGUUAACUAGAUAUAUGAUCUGCAUUUGUAUUUUCUCUUCCUUUGAUUUUAAAAAGUUUAGUACUAUAAAUAUGUUAUGUGUGUUUGGAUUUGUCCAGAAAUAAGGACAUUUCUCUUUGAUAUCUUCUUUUUCCUUCUGGUACAAGUCAAGGCGCUUCUGGUUGAA
Molecule: messenger RNA, 1211 nt
Organism: Medicago truncatula (barrel medic)
Lineage: Eukaryota; Viridiplantae; Streptophyta; Magnoliopsida; Fabales; Fabaceae
Product: peroxidase 10
Exons: 4
Coding region: 75-1055 (326 amino acids)
Biological process (GO): hydrogen peroxide catabolic process; response to oxidative stress
Molecular function (GO): heme binding; peroxidase activity
Source: RefSeq, a predicted model, not a curated record